Aphis gossypii (cotton aphid) is the source of this 3264-nucleotide messenger RNA. Its product is annotated as ribonucleoside-diphosphate reductase large subunit-like. Gene Ontology annotation, cellular component: ribonucleoside-diphosphate reductase complex. NCBI's taxonomy places the organism in Eukaryota, Metazoa, Arthropoda, Insecta, Hemiptera, Aphididae. Gene Ontology annotation, molecular function: ribonucleoside-diphosphate reductase activity, thioredoxin disulfide as acceptor; ATP binding. The transcript is spliced from 13 exons. Gene Ontology annotation, biological process: deoxyribonucleotide biosynthetic process; DNA replication. The record is from RefSeq and is a predicted model, not a curated record. Bases 285 to 2588 code for a protein of 767 amino acids.
GUUUUUUUCCACCUUACCGAGUGCCGACUGAUAUUACAUAUUAUUAUUUAUAUGUAUUGUAAUUCGCGAGCAAACUACUGUGUAUGGGAACCAUUUUGGCAAAUUAGUUUUCGUAACGUCCGUUUGGUCCUUACUCGUUAACUGAUACUCGUCUAACGUCGUACACUUACAUUAUUUGCGCAUUUUGAUAAUUCGAUCGAUUGUAAACCUAUAACAUUUUAAAGUGCGCAUUAUUGAUAUUGUAUUAACUUUAAAUUAAUAUUCAAUCCAAUUUCUGUAUUAUUAUGGCUGAAAUAAAGAAGCAUUUGUAUGUUCAAAAAAGAGAUGGCAGUAUUGAAAGUGUUCAUUACGAUGAAAUUAUUGCACGUAUUAAACAGUUAUGCUAUGGCUUGGAGAAAAUAGAUCCAGCUGCAACAGCAAUUCAUGUAAUCAAAAAAUGUCUUUACACUGGUAUUACUACGUCUCAACUGGAUGAUGCAGCUGCUGAAAUGGCAAUUACUAUGGCUACUAUUCAUCCUGAUUAUGAAAAAUUAGCAGCCCGUAUUGCUAUUUCUAAUUUGCAUAAGCAAACUAAAGAAAAAUUUAGUGAUGUGAUGGAUGAUAUUUAUAAAAAUGAUGGUUAUUGGAAUAUUGGUUUAUCCGAUGAUAUUUAUGAAAUUAUCAUGAAAAAUAAAGAUCGAUUAAAUGAAGCAAUUAAUUAUGAAAACGAUUAUAACUUUGACUACUUUGGAUUAAAAUACUUAACCCAAAACUUUUUAGUUAAAUCUGAAAAUCAAACUAUUGAACGACCUCAACAAUUGUUUAUGAAAGUUGCUGUAGGUAUUCAUAGAGAUGAUAUUGACUCAGCUAUUGAAACAUACAAAAUGUUAUCUCAAAAGUUAUGUAUGUUUUCUCCAGUAGUUAUGCAAUUGCAGCCAGCUGCUAAAAAAUUAAAUGUAUCAGUUGUAAGUCAUUAUUCAAUAGCAAUGAUAGCAGACAGCAUUGAUGGUAUUUAUGAUACUCUUAACCGUUUGUCAACAUUUAUUUUACCUUAUUCGAGUACUGCUGUCCAUGUGCAUAAAAUACGUGCUGCAGGAACUUAUAUUAAAGGUAGUAAUGGAAAAUCUAGCGGUCUUCCUCUUAUGUUGAAGCAGUAUGAUUCAAUGGUCCGUAAAACAGAAACAUCAGAAAGGCCUAAGAGCAUUAGAGGUGUAGCAAUUUAUUGUGAAUUAUGGCAUGCAGAUAUAAUGAAGGUUAUUGACCAAAUUAGAAAGACUACUAUUGCAGAUAUAAAAUUAAAAAAUAGUCAUCUCGCUUUAUGGAUACCUGAUGAAUUCAUGAGAAGAGUACAAGAAGACCAAAUGUGGAGUUUUAUGAGUCCUGAUCAUUGUCCUGGUCUUAUAGAAGUUCAUGGAGAAGAAUUUGAUAACCUUUAUAAAGAAUACGAAAAGAAAAGUAAAAGUUUUGUUAUAAGACAAAUUGAAGCAAGGAAGUUAUGGUCACAAAUUAUUCAGUCUCAGAUUGAAACAGGCUUACCACUAUUAUUAUUUAAAGAUGCGUGUAAUGCUAAAAGUAAUGAAUCUCAUUUAGGAACAAUCCAGUGUGCUGGUAGAAAUGGAGAUACUGUACAAUUUACUGCAUCUGAUGAAGUGGCCACAUGCACUACUGCUUCAAUUUCAGUAGAUAUGUUUUUAACAUCAGAAAAUAGUUAUGAUUUUUCUAAACUUAAGGAAAUAGCAAAGAGAGUAACUUAUGAUUUAAAUAAAAUAAUAGAAAACAAUAACGCUAUACUUAACGAGGAAGAACAAUUGAAAUUUGGUUUAAAACAAAAUCAAUUAGCUAUUGGAAUUGGUAUCCAAGGAUUAGCAGAUUUAUUUAUUAAAAUGAGAUAUCCUUUUGAUAAACAAGAAGCUAGAGACCUUAAUGUUCAAAUUCAUGAAACUAUUUAUUAUGGUGCUUUAGAAGCAAGUAGUGAACUAGCCGCUAAAAACGGGCCAUAUAAAACAUAUUCAAAUAGUCCGACUAGUAAAGGGUUAUUACAAUUUGAUUUGUGGAAUGUAAAACCGUCUAAUUUAUGGGAUUGGAAUAGCCUAAAAACUAAAAUUGCACAACAUGGACUACGGAAUUCUCUGGUUACAGUUACUUCAAAUACUGAAAUUGAGUCUGCAAUAUUUGGAAAUAUGAAUUCUAUUGAACCAUUAGAUACCAAUAUUAAACGUAGAUAUAUUUCAUUGGGAGAAAGUAAACCAAAAGAAAUUCAGGUUGUUAAUCCAUACUUAUUAAAAGAUUUGCAUGAUCGUAAUCUUUGGAAUGAGAAUUUAAUAUCUGAAUUGGUGAAUAAUAUGGGUUCAAUACAGGAAAUUAAAGGCCUGCCUGAAGAUUUAAAACAAUUAUACAGAACAAAAUGGGAAAUUGAUCAGAAAGCUUUAAUGAUUAUGGCUGCUGAACGUGCUCCCUUUAUUGAUCAAUCACAGGCUUUUUCUCUUAAUAUGGUCAAAGCAAAUGAAGACAUACUUUCUGAAAUGCACAUAUCAACAUGGAAAAUGGGUUUAAAAACUGGGGUAUGUCAACUAAGGAUUAAGCAAACAGAAGAAGAUCUACGAGAUUAAUAAUUUUUGUAAAUUUUAUAUAUUUUUUUUUUUUUUUUUAACUAUUUUAUUUCAAAAUGAAGUGUAUUUUAAAAAUAUUUUUAGGCGCUCAUAUUUUAUAAAUUUAUAAUGUUUAGUACAUUUUGUAUUAUACCGUAUAAUUAUUAAUUUAGUUAAUUUUAAUUUUACUAUUAAACUAAUAAAUAUUAAAUUCUAUUGCUAAAUUAUUUGUUUUCUACACUAAAGUUUAGGUUAAAGUGGUCGUAAUGAUUUGAUGUAGGUGUAAAGUAGGGUGGUAUAUCAAUAACCAAAGCAAGUAAACAGUUCUUAAUUCCACCUAUUCCCCUUACUGAUUCAUUGUAUAUUUAAAUCAUAAAAUAAGUUACUUAAUAAUUAUUAGGUUAAUUACCUUUGCACUAGAUCUAGAAUUUAUUAAUCUAGAGUUUAUAAUAAUUAAUAAGUAUUUAUGAUUUUUUUUUUUAUCUAUCUAUAAUCUGUCAACCAUGUAAUAUUUUAUUUUAUUUUGUUACUUAUUUAUGGACUAAAAAUUAUAAUGUAAUAUAAAACCACAACAAUGUAGUAAUAGAUGUUUUGGAUAUUCAAUACAUUUUGAAAACAAAUAGUAUUAUUAUUAUAUUCUGUUAAUAGAUAUUUUACAUUAAUAUAUAUAUACAAUUUAAAGCACCAACAUUAAAUA